This is a messenger RNA of Triticum dicoccoides, 957 nucleotides long. Its product is annotated as anther-specific proline-rich protein APG-like. The record is from RefSeq and is a predicted model, not a curated record. The coding region runs from base 1 to 957 and encodes 318 amino acids. NCBI's taxonomy places the organism in Eukaryota, Viridiplantae, Streptophyta, Magnoliopsida, Poales, Poaceae. The transcript has 2 exons.
AUGAGGAGGCCGGCGGUGGUUGCGGUGGCACUGCUCCUGCUCAUCGCAUGGCAGCCGUCGCCGGGGAGGACGGCGGCCGCGAUGGACGAGCAGGACGACGAUCCACCUGCCCGCAGCCUGCCGCCGCCGGACGAGCAGGACGACGAUCCGCCCACACGAAGCAUGCCGCCGCCGUCAGACGAGCAGGACGACAAUCCGCCUCUGCGAAGCAUGCCGCCACCGCCGUCGGACGAGCAGGAGGACAAUCCACCUGUGCGAAGCAUGCCGCCACCGCCGCCGUCGGACAAGCAGGAGGAUAAUCCAUCCUGGCCUGGGCUUCCAUUGUUGCCGCCGCCGCCCCCGCCGGAGGAGUCCGAUGCGCCAGGAGUACCCUCGCUGCCGGGCUCCAUGCCGCUGCCGCCGCCGCCGCCGGCGGCGGAACCAGCAGCGCCGCCGACUCGCCCACGGCGUGCGCGGCUGCCGCCGAGGCAGGACGAUCCGCCGGAACCUGAGCCGCCGGAGCUGCCUCGCCAUAGGCGGACGCCGAAGGAUCCGACGCCGCCACGGACGGUGGUGCCACCGCAGGAACCGGGGUGGGCCGCGGUGCCGCUGCCGAUGGCACCAAUGCCGGCUCCUGGGAGGCCGAUCAACUACAGCACCACCGGCUGGACGACCAUGCUGGUGUUCGGGGACUCGACGGUGGACCCCGGGAACAACAACCGGCUGCAGACGGUGAUGAGGGCCAACUUCCUGCCGUACGGCGCGGGCUUCCUUGGCGGCAGGCCCACCGGCCGGUUCAGCAACGGCAGGCUCAUCACUGACAUACUCGGUACAGACGCACUCUUCUUCCCUUGCAUCUAUUUCGCUGGUAAAUUAUGCAUGCACAAGGUACCACUGGGCUUCUCUUCCAAUCAAAUGGUGGUGGAGCUCAUGUGCAGCUACAGGAUUGAUGUUUUUGGUCGAAAGCGGAAAGACUAG